AUGCACAACAGAUAUUACCACAGCUCAGCCAUUAGUACAUUCACACAACGCUACUACAGCAACUUCCGUAAUCAUCAUCACUGCAAAUCCAUACACAUCUGUACUGUACACGCAAUAGUCCGGUUGCCAUAUUCAUACACUCGACGGAAUAGUGUUCUCCAAAUAAUGACCCUCGUGGAAUAUGAAUAUUUCACACACACAAGUAAGGUUUAUAUCGUAGUACUCCUGGCACCAUUGUACUAUCGAAACAGUGGUGUCCCUAACAUUUCUUAA
Plasmodium inui San Antonio 1 is the source of this 273-nucleotide messenger RNA. RefSeq lists its product as hypothetical. Bases 1 to 273 code for a protein of 90 amino acids. NCBI's taxonomy places the organism in Eukaryota, Apicomplexa, Aconoidasida, Haemosporida, Plasmodiidae. The record is from RefSeq and is a predicted model, not a curated record. The transcript has a single exon.